Rotaria sp. Silwood2 is the source of this 795-nucleotide messenger RNA. The record is from the annotation of a GenBank genome assembly. Lineage: Eukaryota; Metazoa; Rotifera; Eurotatoria; Philodinida; Philodinidae.
AUGACUAUUCAACUUGUUUUACUUAUCAUUACCAUUACCGGUAUUGUGAGUUCGUCGAAUAUCCGGUAUAUAAGUGGAGAACUUGAUUCCGCUAUCUCAUUUCGAUGUGAAAUUGCUCAAUUACCAUUCAAUGCCGUUAUAACUUGGGUAUAUCGACCAAAAAUUCCUACAAUAAAUGGUAUAAAAUGGUUACCAUUAUAUGCCAAUGCACGUCGUUUAACACAAAAUAAUCGACGUUUUAUAGUUGAUUACAGUGGUUUUAAUGUUCAAACACAAACACAUCUAUCAAUAUUAACAAUAAAUCAAUUAAAUUUAUCUGAUGAAGGAAUCUAUAUGUGUAAAUCAAAUCAACAUCAAUCAACAGCAAAUAUUUUUAAUUUAACUGUAACUCCUUCAAUGAAAAUUCUUCCAAAUGAUGGAAUUAUUGAAUUAAAUCGUUAUCAAUCAUCAAUUAAUUUAUCAUGUACAGUACGAGAAUUAUCAACAAAUAUAAUUGAUCCAUCAAAAAUCAAAUGGUAUCAUAAUAAACAUCAUAUAAAUCAACAUAAAACAUCACAUGUAAUUAAUAAAUAUCCACAUAAUAAUCAAGCGACAUUAAUAUUAUCUAUACAUAAUUUAUCAUUAAAUGACUCAGGAUUAUUUGAAUGUAUUUAUAAUGAUGAUAUAAUAAGCAAAGAUGUUCAAAUAUUUUAUACUUCUUCGGUGCUUGGAUAUUCUAAAUCUAUAAGUCGAAAGCUAAUAUCUUCAUGGAUAUUAUUAGUUUAUAAUAUAAUCAUCAUUUUUAUUGUAACAUGA